AUGAGUGGAGUCAUACAGAACACAUUUACAGCCAUCUUAAGUGUGGAAUUCAUAACUGGGAAUUUAGGAAAUGGAUUCAUAGCACUGGUGAACUGCAUGGACUGGGUCAAAAAAAGAAAACUCUCUUUAGUUGAUCAAAUCCUCACUGCUUUGGCACUCUCCAGAAUUGGUGUACUCUGGUUAGUAUUGUUAAAUUGGUGGUUUUCUGUGCUUCACCCAGCUCAAUCAUGGACUGGAAAAAUGGUAAAAAUGAUUUAUAUUACCUGGAUAAUAAUUAGUCAUUUUAGCGUCUGGCUUACUACAAGCCUUUGCAUUUUUUAUUUUCUUAAGAUAGCCAAUUUUUCUAACUCGAUUUUUCUCUAUCUGAAGUGGAGAAUUAAAAAGGUGGUUUCAGUGACACUACUGAUGUCUUUGUUGCUCUUGUUUUUAAAUGUUGUACUGAUGAACUCACUUAUUGAUGUCUGGAUUGACAGAUAUAAAGGAAAUAUGACUUGUCAUUCUAGUUUAAGGAAUCUUGCAGUAUUUUCCAAACUUCUUUUAUUCACCAACUCUAUGUUCAUAUUCAUACCCUUCACUGUGUCUGUGACAACUUUUCUCCUGCUAAUCUUCUCUCUGUGGAAACAUCUGAAGAGGAUGCAGCACAAUGCCAGAGGGCCCAGGGAUGCCAGCACCACGGCCCAUGUGAAAGCCUUGCAAAUUGCCAUCGCCUUCCUGCUGCUUUAUACCACGUUUUUCCUGUCAUAUCUUGUACAAAUUUGGAGCUCUGGGUUUCUGGAUAAAAGUCUGAUCCUUUUGUUUUGCCAAACUGCUGGAACUGCUUUUCCUUCAUGCCACUCAUAUGUCCUGAUUCUGGGAAACAAUAAACUGAAAAAGGCCUCUCUUUCUGUGCUGAGGUGGUUGAGGUGCAGGUUCAAAGAUGUGGAACCACUGGGUUCAUAG
Molecule: messenger RNA, 939 nt
Organism: Sciurus carolinensis (gray squirrel)
Lineage: Eukaryota; Metazoa; Chordata; Mammalia; Rodentia; Sciuridae
Product: taste receptor type 2 member 14-like
Exons: 1
Coding region: 1-939 (312 amino acids)
Biological process (GO): detection of chemical stimulus involved in sensory perception of bitter taste; sensory perception of taste; G protein-coupled receptor signaling pathway
Cellular component (GO): membrane
Molecular function (GO): bitter taste receptor activity; G protein-coupled receptor activity
Source: RefSeq, a predicted model, not a curated record